CUAUGGAUCACUUAUUUAAAAUUAAAUAUGCAGUCAAAAAGUAUUUAGCAUGGCAAUAAUCCCAUUAUGAUUAUGGAAAGUAAUGGACUAAGGGUCCAGAGGCGUGCACCAGUCCGGAAAAGGAGUUUAUCUUCAGGACAUAGUCUUCUCACUCCAGAUAAAAAGAGGCCCAGUAGUAGUAGAGAGGAGAUAACAAGAUCUCAUUCUCUCACUGUGGGUUAUUGCCACAAAGAAGAAACUAACAUGUAUUCGACCAAUCAGGACUGUGAUAGUGACGAUGACAUGUUUGGGGAAUAUGACAGCUUUGCUGAAGAUCCAUCUUUGCUAGCAGCAGUGGAAGACAUGGAGGAAAAAUGUAAGCAGGAGACUGCAAGUACCUUCCCUUGCACUUCUGCAGAAAUUGGACUGGACACAACUAAUUAUACUUUAGCACUGAAUACAAGUUCUAAAUUGUCAGGGAAACAACCACAUCCGCAGCAGAUAAAGCAAAUGACGUUGCCUCCAAAACUGAAAGAUGAAUCGGAAGAACUUACAGAUGAUUUUCCAUAUGAUCUUCCUUGCUCGCAGCUUCUUCAGUAUGAGAAUGAAAAUCAAUGUGUAGAUGCAGAAAGGACUACAAUGAAACAAUCCAUAUAUGACAGUGACUUGUAUGUUGAUGCUUUAGCUCACCUCAACAAAGGUGAUGUUGAUGCAGGCCCAGAAAAAACAUCAAUCUUGCCUCAAAAGGAUGUGAAAAGGAAGAGUUUAAGGGACAGUCUUAAAAAUACAUUGGCUGGGAAUGCUAAAGUGCAAAGUCCGCAAGUUUUGAGGACUAGGCAAAUAAAAGAAACUAUUCUUUUAGAAGAACUUGAUGUUGCCAAAAAGACAGUAGAAAUGUCUUCCAGCAUAGACUUGGGACCUUUCUAUGGCUUACCCAGUAAAGUUAGUGACCUCAUUGAGAAGCUCAGAGGAAUUAAAAAGCUUUAUGACUGGCAGCAUACCUGUCUAACUCUGGAGUCCCUAAGGCAGAGGAAGAACCUAAUUUAUUCAUUACCAACAAGUGGUGGCAAAACACUUGUUGCAGAGAUUGUAAUGCUUCAGGAGCUUUUGUGUAGAAAGAAGGACGUUGUUAUGAUCUUACCAUAUGUGGCCAUUGUCCAGGAAAAGGUACGUGGCUUAUCUGGCUUUGGAGUGCAGUUGGAAUUUUUGAUAGAGGAGUAUGCGGGGAGCAAAGGAAGAUUUCCUCCAAUCAAACGAAGAGCAAAAAAUUCUCUGUACAUUGCAACCAUAGAAAAAGGUCACAGUCUUGUGAAUUCGUUGAUUGAAACUGGGCGAAUCAGUGAUUUGGGCCUGGUUGUUGUUGAUGAGUUGCAUAUGCUGAAUGAGGGGAGCAGAGGUGCAAUUUUAGAAAUUACUCUGGCUAAAAUUCUCUACACCAGUGAAAACACCCAAAUUAUUGGAAUGAGCGCAACCUUAAACAAUGUCGAUGAACUGAAACAGUUCCUAAAGGCGGAAUAUUACACAGACACCUUCAGACCUGUGGAACUAAAGGAAUAUGUUAAACUGAAAGAUUGUAUUUAUGCGGUUGACAAUAAGGCUGAAAAUAACCUGACAUUAUCACGUCCUCUUAACUACAAGUAUUCAAGUAAUAUGCUAAGACUAGAUCCCGAUCACAUCAUCGCACUGGUGACCGAAGUCAUUCCUAAUCAUUCCUGUUUGGUCUUCUGCCCUACCAAAAAGAAUUGUGAAAAUGUUGCAGAGAUGAUCUGUAAAUACCUCAACAAAGCGUACUUGGGUCACAGAGAAGCUGAGAAGAAGUUCCUUAUUGAGAACCUAAAGAACACAGGCAAUGGCACAUUGUGCUCUGUGCUAAAAAGAACAGUUCCCUUUGGCAUCGCUUACCAUCACAGUGGACUGACCAGUGAUGAGAGGAAGUUGGUGGAGGAGGCCUAUUCGGAUGGAGUCCUCUGUCUUCUUACAUGCACUUCCACUCUGGCAGCGGGAGUCAAUCUGCCAGCUAGAAGGGUUAUCUUACGGGCACCAUAUGUUGCCAGAGAUUUCCUGAAGAGAGCACAGUAUAAACAGAUGAUUGGCAGGGCUGGCCGAGCUGGAAUUGACAGUGCCGGGGAGAGCAUCCUUGUUAUACAGGACAAAGAUAAACAAAUGGUUCAGGAAUUGGUUACCAAGCCACCAGAGAACUGUUAUAGUAACCUCAUGCAUGAUGAUGGAAAAGGAUUUCAGAGCUUGCUGCUUUCACUAAUUGGACUAAAGAUUGCAAGAACAGCUGAGGAGAUCUACAAGUUUGCGUGUUACACUUUAUUCAGUUUACAGCAAAAACAUUUAUGUAAAGAUAAAUCACUGUCGGACAUAACAAAGGAAUCGCUAGAAACAUUAGCAAGCAAAGGCCUUAUAUGCAGCAAAAGCUGUCCUGGGUCAGAUCAGCUUGUGAUGGAGGUUACAAGACUUGGCCAAGCAACAUAUAAAGGUUCCAUUGAUUUAUCUUACAGUGACGUGCUAUACAGCGAUCUUAGAAAAGGACUAGAAGGCCUAGUACUUCAGAGCCACCUACAUCUUCUCUACUUGGUGACACCGUAUGACAUGGUAGCACAGUGCAACCCAGACUGGAUGAUUUACUUUAGACAGUUUAAUCUGCUUGAUCCAGUGGAUCAGAAAGUGGCUGGAAAUGUAGGGGUGCCAGAAAGUUUUCUUGCACGUAAGGUUUCAGGCCAAAGUGUAAAAAAGAGUGCAGACAACAGAGCGGUGAAUCGUCUUUACCUGUCAUUCAUACUGUAUGCCUUGAUGAAAGAUUUGGACAUAUGGUGCGUGUCAGGAAAAUUUGACAUGCCUCGAGGGUUUAUUCAGAAUCUGCUGAAUUCAUCUGCUUCUUUCUCCUCUUGUGUUCUACAUUUCUGUGAGGAGUUGGAUGAAUUCUGGGCAUAUAAAGCCCUUCUUCAGGAUGUCACCAAAAAAUUGAGUUACUGUGUCAGAGCAGAGCUGAUACCACUAAUGGAGGUGCCCGGUGUUUUGGAGGCCCGGGCCAAACAGCUAUACAAUGCGGGUUACACCACCCUUGCACAUCUGGCUAAUGCUGAUCCACGACUGAUGGUUAAGACCAUCGAACAUUUGUCAAAACGUCAGGCAAACCAGAUUAUUAGCUCAGCCAAGAUGUUGCUGAAUGAAAAAGCUGAAACUCUCCAAGAGGAAGUGGAAGAACUUCUUCGACUCCCUGCAGAUCUCCCAUCGCUUAUUACAGAAACUGAAAAUGUUCAGACAAAUGAAUAAUUUUUUUGC
Nanorana parkeri is the source of this 3270-nucleotide messenger RNA. It is a transcript of the gene HELQ, whose product is annotated as helicase, POLQ-like. The coding region runs from base 67 to 3261 and encodes 1064 amino acids. Gene Ontology annotation, molecular function: ATP binding; nucleic acid binding. The record is from RefSeq and is a predicted model, not a curated record. The transcript has 18 exons. NCBI's taxonomy places the organism in Eukaryota, Metazoa, Chordata, Amphibia, Anura, Dicroglossidae.